Messenger RNA from Micropterus salmoides (largemouth bass), 2521 nucleotides. It is a transcript of the gene gtf3c4, whose product is annotated as general transcription factor IIIC, polypeptide 4. The coding region runs from base 1 to 2322 and encodes 773 amino acids. The transcript is spliced from 5 exons. Gene Ontology annotation, biological process: transcription initiation at RNA polymerase III promoter. The record is from RefSeq and is a predicted model, not a curated record. NCBI's taxonomy places the organism in Eukaryota, Metazoa, Chordata, Actinopteri, Centrarchiformes, Centrarchidae. Gene Ontology annotation, cellular component: transcription factor TFIIIC complex. Gene Ontology annotation, molecular function: histone acetyltransferase activity; protein binding.
AUGGCGGCGGCCAGUGAGUCAGAAUCGGCUGCUUCACUGCCCAUAAACGUAGUCGUCAAGACCGAGCCAGGAUCUGAGGAUGGUCUACUCUUCGGCCCGGAGGAUGUGCCGGUUAAGCGGGACCCCGUCGUCCCGCUCAUGGCCCCGGUCAGCGGGCUCCAUCCGCUCGCCUGGUCGCAGGAUCACCGCCUGGCUGUGUGCACCACCAGCUCCAUGUCGCUGAUGGAGCUGGUGUGCGAUGUCCACAGCAACAAACAGGACCUGACGCUGCACAGGACCUCUAUUCCCGUCCCGACCGAAGCGUACACGCUGCGGGUGGGACCGGCAGCAGAGCUAGCUCAAGCGAUGGAGAAGUUCUCUACACAUCCAGACCCCACAGUGAGGCAAGUUUUUCUGGCCGACAGAGCGAUCAACCCAUCGAUAGGACCGCACAAAGGAAUCAAAUAUGGCAGUUGGUCUCCGUUAGGUUGUGACUCAAGCGGGCGCUGUCUGCUCGCUUGCCUAACACUUGACCACAGACUUACCAUACAUAACAGCCACAAGCGUCUCGAGUGGAAUAUGCUAGUCGAUCUCACCAAAAAGUACAGUGAGAGGCUAAAGGAGCGAGGCUACGCCAAAAAAGACAACAAGCCUCCGCAGGCAAACCUGCUGGACUUAGACGAGCUGCAGCGGCGUUUCCGUAUGCAGACUCCUCUGAGAAUGGAGUGGUCGAGCGUUUACACGAUCAAACAGGUGCAGCCGGACAACACAUGUGUAGACGUGGAGAUGGUCCUCCUCGCCGUCUUAAUGGAAAACGGCGACCUUGUUUUGUGGAAGUUUGUGUUGCCCUUUGUAAACGGGGCAGAUGUCGUCUUUUAUGAUAUCGUCGAAUCGGGUGUGACUAGACCCAGUGACUUGGCGUGGUGGGAGUAUGAAAGCGCAGAUCGCCGGAUGAGCGGGCUGAUCGUCGGCAGUGAAGUGGGACCCGUCAAGAUCAUGCCGGUCAGCCUGUCGGGAGUGAAGGGCUACUUCACCCUCCGUCACCCCGUCAUCCUCUGGAAGGAGUGUGACGAAAUCGCCGUCGAAAACCUCAAAUGUGUCCCGAUGAUUCACCCGAUCCAAAAAUCCAGCUGCAGCCUCAUCGUGGCCUCGCGCGGCUGCUACGUCUUUUGGUGUUUGCUCAUGAUUUCGCCUGCCGGACUAAAUGUACACAACUCUCACGUGGCAGGACUGCACUCCCUCCCUGUGGUCUCGCUAGCGGUUAGUCAGCAUGGCGUUGCAGUGUACACGUGUUCCAUAGACGGAUGGAUAAAAAAGCUGACACCAACAUUUACAGAGAACACUCUGAUUUUCAAACAAGAGGACAUGUUGCGACCUGAAAACCUAACGGGGAGGAGGAUACACGGGAUCGCCGUGAGCCACAACGGAGCAUAUAUUGCGCUUGUCAGCACGCAAGGUAUGGUUGGCGGCCAUCAUCCAAUUCACAGGACCUACCAGGUUCACUUUGUGACCCUCAAAACGCCAGAAAUGGCGGCGACACUACUGCUAAAGUCCCCCACGCAGAACCUGUAUAAAAUGGCCGACCUGCUUGAUCUCGUGAGGUGGCAAGUUUUGAAAAACAAGUGCAUCCCUGCGUCGCUGCUGGAAGAGCUCGAUCAAAAGAUCCAGGAAGUAGACUCGCCCUACUUGUGGCGUUUCAAGCUCUUUCUGGUGCGUAUGCUUUACCAGUCGCUACAGACGCCUCCCACAGAUCACCGAUGGAAACCUUCACACGAGGAGCGCAAGGUGUUUGUAAGAGACGAGGAAGAGGAGAACGGAACGGACGAAGGUGCAGCACAAGAGGAAGGCGAGCCUGGUGGGGUGAAACAGGAGAAGGAGGAGCAGCUGGAGGAGGUGCAGGCUUGGAUCAAUGCUGUAGAGACCCACCUGAUGAGAGAGAACAUGAAGAAGGUGCUGGGGGUGGUGUACCUCAACACCUGGAUUGCUCAGAACACCAGCAUACCCACCUGUGGCCUGGUGGAGUACCUCUCCAAAGACGCCAACGACAGAGCUUCAGAGGUCCUGAUUGGCCACAUCAAGAACAAGUUGAACAAGCAGACGUUCUCGGAGCGCUGCAGCCUGUGUCGGGCGGUGCUGCCCUUCUCCGACCACAAACAAGCAACCUGUGAAAACGGUCACAUGUGGCUCAGGUGUGUGUUGUCAUACCAGGCCUGCCAGACGCUGACGUUCAGACGUUGCCUCCUGCUGGAUAGCAUCGCCAGGCUGCCAGAGCCUGAGGAUCCAGAGUGGAUAAAGAAGAUCCUGCUGGCGCCCUGCACGCUCUGUGACUCGCCCAUGAUCUAGAGCUGACCGUUUGGAGGAACCUCAGGGCUUCCCUGUGACCUUCAGAGCUUCCCGCUCUGACACAGGGUCCAAUUUUGUCAGAUAUCACUGCUACAGUUUUUUAUUUUAUUUUUUACAUUUUUUAUUUCAUGUGUUUUGUUCACAGUUUUAUUACUUUAUAUUACUAUGUUAAAAGUGCAAAUAAAAGGCUUUGAUUAUA